This is a messenger RNA of Clonostachys solani, 1434 nucleotides long. The record is from the annotation of a GenBank genome assembly. Lineage: Eukaryota; Fungi; Ascomycota; Sordariomycetes; Hypocreales; Bionectriaceae.
AUGAACCCCGAUAUAGAGAGCGUGAAUGAGCGACUCGAAGAUCAGGCCCGACGACUUUCAGCUUUAAUCGGCGCAACAAAGCCCCGUGCCACUGACAGAUUUUUCUUGGUCCUGGGUAGAACAGGCUCGGGCAAGAGUACCUUCAUAUCCCGCUGCACUGGGAAAGACACCAACAUCAGCCAUGGUCUCUUCUCAUGCACCGACUCAAUAGAUGUGUUUGACAUGAAAUGGGAGGGGCGUCGCAUUUACCUGAUUGACACUCCUGGAUUCAAUGACACAAACAGGUCAGACAUUGACACAUUGAGUGUCUUGGCCACCUAUCUGGGCGCAUCUUACUCAAAUGGCGUGCGAAUCUCUGGCCUGCUGAUGCUGCAUCCCAUAUCCGACAAUCGGGUGUCCGGCACCAACCUCCGGAAUAUUGAGAUGAUAGAGGCUAUGUGCGGAUUUGACAAGUACGACCACUUGGCCAUUGCCACGACCAUGUGGCCGGAGCAUUCCACCAAACAGGAGAGGGCGACACUCAAUGGCCGCGAGGCGGAGCUCUCUGGAAGUGAUAAAUUCUAUGGUUCGAUGAUAUUCAAAGGUGCAGUUAUGUUCAGACACCAUGGUACAGGGAGAAAAGGCCACGAUAAUGAGGUAUCCUCAGCGAGGCGCAUCUUGGCUCAUCUCAUCAGCCGAUCAGACCGUCGUGUUCCAGGUGUCCUGCAACUGCAAAAGGAACUGAUUGACGAACAGAAGACAAUAGGUGAGACAUCAGCCGGGACCGUCAUUGCCGCCGAUGUGUAUAGACAUCACCAAGCCCGGGAGAGCGAAUUAAAACAGCUGGAGGAGAGGAUACGGGAACAUAUUUUUGGUGGUAGUUCAUCACGCCUUGCUGAGCUAUCUGACAUCAAAGCCAUGCUGCAACAAGAUAUGAAAAAAUUGGAAGAGAGUAAGGAAACGCUGAAACAAUCGAUGUCGGACCUUGGAGAAAAAGAAUUUCAAAAAGCCAAACAGAAAAUGGAUGAGAUUGAAGGCCAUCUCAUGGAGCAGGUAAAUGUCAAAGAGGAGGACCUAAAGGACAUGGAGGAUUCUCUUCACCACAUAAACAAUGACCGAUCUAUGGUAUUGGCCCUCCCCAAAGCCCGAGAAGCAGGCGACAGCUCUGGCUCGAAUGGACGGAACCAAGCGAGCAGGCAACGGACGCCAUCCCCAACGCCAUCGGCUACACCAUCUACCUUCGAGAGGCACCUCUUGAGCCAGAAUGAGGAACUUAUGAGAUUGGUCAGGAUAGCCAGGAGAGAUGCCAGCGAGAUGCGUAGGAUAUAUGCAGCGUUCAAAGGAAAGACAAGGGACCAAGCCUUAAACGGCACGGUAAAUGGGGUCGCUGCCGGGGCCAUGUCUGGCAUUAUCGCUGCUGUCGCUGCAGGAGGGCUUCUCUGCUCUGUCAUGUAG